AUGGUUUUCCAAGAAUUGAUCUGUGGCAAAGGGAUUAGAACACAGAUAUUGUUGUUGUGGAAUGAUGGAUGGAGGAGAUGGAGUUCUUGCUUUGCAUUGGACUGCAUUGAUUGUUCUCUGCAAUUCUGUACUGAUCUGGAGCAUGGAGUUGUUGUUUUGCUGAAUGAUCUGAAGGUCCAAUUGCUGGGCUGUUCUGUUUUGCUGGUCUGCUUUGUUGUGCUGACUGUUGAUGUCGGUGGAAUCGACAUCACAAUAAUAUAG
Molecule: messenger RNA, 261 nt
Organism: Ilex paraguariensis (yerba mate)
Lineage: Eukaryota; Viridiplantae; Streptophyta; Magnoliopsida; Aquifoliales; Aquifoliaceae
Source: the annotation of a GenBank genome assembly